Molecule: messenger RNA, 764 nt
Organism: Salvia splendens (bonfire salvia)
Lineage: Eukaryota; Viridiplantae; Streptophyta; Magnoliopsida; Lamiales; Lamiaceae
Product: LOB domain-containing protein 19
Exons: 2
Coding region: 101-649 (182 amino acids)
Biological process (GO): positive regulation of DNA-templated transcription; hormone-mediated signaling pathway
Cellular component (GO): nucleus
Source: RefSeq, a predicted model, not a curated record
ACCCUUCUUCAAUUCUCAUCAUAAAAAAAAAGAAGUAGAGUAUAUCUUCAUCUCAGCCAUUGAACAAUCAUUAAAUUAAAAGGAGUAGUCCUAUUAAACGAUGAGCUGCGUGGUUGAGGGAGGUGGUGGGCCCUGUGGCGCGUGCAAGUUCCUUCGACGCAAGUGCGUAAAAGGGUGCGUAUUUGCACCGUAUUUCGAUUCGGAUCAAGGCGCGGCCCACUUCGCCGCCGUGCACAGGGUGUUCGGGGCUAGCAACGCCUCCAAAUUGCUGCUGCGAAUUCCGCCGCACUGCCGCCUCGACGCCGUCGUCACGCUCUGUUACGAGGCCCUCGCUAGGGUUAGGGAUCCCGUUUACGGCUGCGUCGCCCACAUCUUCACUCUUCAGCAGCAGGUAGUGAAUCUCCAAGCCGAAUUGGCGCACACUCAAGCUCGCAUCUCGACACUUCAGCACACUCCACCGUCGCUGCCACUUCCAGUGCUUAAUUCCUCCAUGGUCGAGACUUCGCCCUCGUCGUUGGGGAUGGUGAGUUUUUGCAGCUCAUCAGUUGAUCAAGAAGUUGAAGAUGAUGGUGACCUCCAAUCACUAGCUCGAGAAUACGUUUCAAGAUACUUCCCAGGAGUUAGAUUUAUGCCUCCAACUCCACACUAAUUGGGUCACCUUUUUUUGUUAUCUUAGUAUCUAGCUAGCUUCAUCUCUUAUUUUCUUGCAUGACUCCUUUUGAGUAGUUACGAGAAAGAAAUUAUGGGAAGAAUGUUUAUUCAGU